ACCAGCAAGCUCAACUCUCGACACUUUUUGAAGAGGCACCACACCUACUCUCAGUUCAGGUUGUUUUGUUGAAUUUCUAUACUCGAUCUAGCUCAAAGUCACCAUGGUGACUCUAGCAGACGAACUAUUGAACGAUUUUGAGGAGUCUGGCUCUGAGGAUGAGGGCAAGGUGGCCAACACUCUGUUCCCCGAUAGUGUUGGGGAACCCGAUUUGGAUACUUCUGCGAAAGCUCGAGGCGAAGGGAUGGAGCUGGACGGAGACGAAGAGGAAGGUAAUGAUGAUGAGGCGGAUGUGGAUGUUGCCAUAGACCCAACUGGGAAAUUAGCCAAAGAAAUGGGGGAAGCUGAGGCGACCAAGGCGAAGGUCGAGAAAAUGCGACUCGGAGCCGUGAGCGAUGUACGAAGCGUGGCAAGUUUAAUGAAGACACUCCAACCGAUUCUAGAUAAAGUAUCCUAUUACCAAUCGCUUCCACCCGACAAAAGAACGACGGCUAUCGGUUCGAUCGAGGAUAAUCCAGAGUAUCAUCUACUUACUGAGGCCAACUCCCUUUCAACUUCGAUCGAUAAUGAGAUGAUUCUAGUCCACAAGUUCAUUCGGGAUCACUACUCUACUAGAUUUCCAGAGCUAGAAACUCUCAUCACAAACCCGUUAGACUACGCGAAGACCGUGGCAAUUUUACAAAAUGGCCCGCUCGACGAUAUCAAAUCCUUGUCAACCUCAACGGAUAAUCUAGUUGGCGCGACUCUGAGAUCCGUUCUCGAUGGACCUUCCUUGAUGAUCGUCGCAGUGGAGGGAACUACAACCCGUGGCCGAGAGUUGUCCCAAACGGAACUCGAGACUGUUUUAGACGCAUGCAAAAUGAUGCUAUCGCUUGAUAGAGCUAAGGGGAUCCUAACCGACUAUGUUCAAUCGCGAAUGAAUGUCUUUGCUCCGAAUCUAACGGUCCUCAUUGGAUCCCUCACUGCUGCACAGCUUCUAAAUUAUGCUGGAGGUCUUACAGGGCUUGCGAAGACGCCUUCCUGUAAUAUUCCGCCUUUGGGAUCAAAAAAACAAACAGGGACUGGCUUUGCAACUAAUGUUGGGGUGAGACACCAAGGGUUUCUGUACCACUCACCGAUCAUCCAGGAAAUCCCGAACGACCUGAAGCGGCAAGCGAUGCGUAUCGUAUCCGCCAAAGUGGUUUUGGCCGCUAGAGUCGACCGAGUGCAUAGUAGCCCCGAUGGAUCCACAGGAGAAGAACUGAAGCAAGCGUGUUUGGAUCGGCUUGAGAAAUUAACCGAGCCCCCUCCAAACAAGGGUCCACGUGCCCUACCUGCACCUGAUGAUAAACCGUCUAGAAAACGUGGCGGACGAAGAGCACGAAAGGCGAAGGAAGCGACCGCGAUGACAGAGAUCCGCAAAGCACAGAAUCGUAUGGCGUUUGGGAAAGAAGAAAAGGAAAUCGGAUAUGGUACUGGAGAGGGUACGAAAGGCUUGGGUAUGCUUGGUCAGGAGGAUCAUGGCCGGAUACGUGCAAGCCAAAUCGACCAACGAACCAAGGCUAAGCUCAGUAAAUCCAAUAAGGGAUGGGGGGCUGCGACUCCUAUCGGGGGAACUGCUUCUUCACUGCGAGGCUUUGGACAAGGCGCCGGAAAUGCAACAGUAUUACGAGCACAGGGACUCCGUACUGCUGGCGUUGGGCCGUCUCUUGGUGCCGGUGCCGGAAUAGCCAGCUCGAUCGCCUUUACCCCAGUCCAAGGUUUAGAGCUGGUCGAUCCUAAGGCUCAAGCUGAGCUUAAUAGGAAGCGGAAGGCGGAGGAGGAUAGAUGGUUUAAGAGCGGGACAUUUACACAAGUUGGGAACCAAAACAAUGGAGGUAACUCUAGUGGAGGAUUUAAAGUUCCGGAAUUGCCGCGGAAACGGGUUGAUACUGGUGAUACUAAGAUGCCGCCGCCGCCCCCUCCGACAAACAAAUAACCUUAGCUCAUUAUGACCUCUCUCCUGACUUUUGUGUAUCAUUACUUAGUUGCUUGUUCUUCCUUCACGGUUGCUCUGGGAAUAUAAGGUGGGGAUGGCGCAUUAUUCAUGUCACUGUUUGGGAUGCACAGUGUGAUACCAGGCGUUAUUCUUGUCAAAAAAAAUAUUAUGUUUAUACAGAAAGAGUUUGAUGUACUGUAUACGAAACUUCCUGAGAGGGAAAAAAAAAAACAUAAUUUUUUUCAAUCUGAAAUUGGAUGUGUGCGCUUGAAGUCGCCAGAAAAAAAAGCCCAAAAGCAAUAAAAAAGCCUGGAGGUUUUAAGAUGGCGCAUCCAGGUGCUGCUCUACUCCAAUACAUGGGUGUUUAUAUGUGUAGCAAGGAUGACGAGGUCAAGCACAGCGAGCGACACAUCCCGUCACUGUCCCUCUCUCCAUUCCUAGAUAGGUAUCAUUUCCCAGGUUCGAAUGUCGACUGACUUGAUUUACAGACCCUCCGCCCCCCCUUCGGAGGUCAAAAACUGGGAUCCCA
Messenger RNA from Blastomyces gilchristii SLH14081, 2486 nucleotides. RefSeq names its product pre-mRNA splicing factor. The coding region runs from base 104 to 1957 and encodes 617 amino acids. Gene Ontology annotation, biological process: spliceosomal tri-snRNP complex assembly; mRNA splicing, via spliceosome. Lineage: Eukaryota; Fungi; Ascomycota; Eurotiomycetes; Onygenales; Ajellomycetaceae. The transcript is spliced from 2 exons. The record is from RefSeq and is a predicted model, not a curated record. Gene Ontology annotation, cellular component: U4/U6 x U5 tri-snRNP complex; precatalytic spliceosome; U4 snRNP.